Tuber aestivum (summer truffle) is the source of this 1329-nucleotide messenger RNA. The record is from the annotation of a GenBank genome assembly. Lineage: Eukaryota; Fungi; Ascomycota; Pezizomycetes; Pezizales; Tuberaceae.
AUGCCCCCCACCUCUGCUUCACGACGUCCAAAGGGGAGAGUAGUCGCGCGAGAUGAUGAGAGUGAAGAAGAGGAGCAAACGAAAGUAGUCAAAGCUCCUCUGAAAUCAACAAAGCAAUCCCAAGGUUUGCAUUAAUCCUGCCCUAAACCCUUCAACUCACUAAACUUAAGAACUGCAGGCAAUUUAGCUCGCCCAAAAGUGAAGAAGAGCUCCGGCGUACGGUUAUCCUUCGGCCCCGAUACUUCCACUGCUGGCGAUGAAAAAAGUGAGGUCUUUACUCUCAAAAAGUCGGCCUUAAGCCGGAAGGCGAGCGAGAGAAAUGCCGUCAAGAAAUCGGGUCACUCGGCCGGAGUAAUAGGCAUGGAGCAUCUCAAUCUUACACCCAGUGCUGAUAGACCCACGUACUCGAAGGAAUACCUGGAGGAGCUACGGAGCAAUACACCCGUGAUACCGUUGUCUCAACAUACAGACUUGGAGGUUGAAGAUGUGGAUAUGAAUGUGGUUGCAGCGGAUAUCCCCAAGAAAAACAAGAACACGGCAUUGGCCAGAUACGGAGAAUCGUCGAAACAAGGAACAGUUAUUCCGGAUGAGGGUUGGGUCAGGGCUAUGAAAGCUCGACGAGCGGAAAAGGCUGCUAGGGCCAAGGCUGGAGAUUACAUUUCCCUAAACAUGGGCAGUGAUGAUGGGGAUGGGGAGAUUCUUCUGAAGAGCAAAAAGAAGGAAUCGAGGGUACAGCGGGCAGACGAGAACAUGUACGACGAAGAGGAACUAGAAAAAUUCAUUGAGGACGGCGGAAUAGUGCUGGGCGGCAAAGCCGCGCAACGAGCGCACGAUCGGAAGAGACGGGAGAACAUUCGAGAUGCUAUCAAAGAGGCGGAGGGUGUCCACGACGAUUCGAUGGAUAUGGAUUCAGAUUCUCGGGACAGCUUGGCGGAGGAAUGGGAAAAGGACCAACUCAAGAAGGGAGAUUUCUCGAAUUCUUCGGGCGGUGGGAUAUCCAGGGAUCUUGAGAUGUUAUCCAGACAGCCCCCGCGCGUUACGCCAUUACCCAAUCUUGAUGAUGCACUACAGAGGCUGGAGGAGACACUUGCGGCUAUGGAAUUCAAGAAGGCACAGAAGGUUCGGCAGAUGGAAGCGCUACAGGCCGAGAAGCAAGAAAUAUCAGAGAGGGAGGCCAUGGUCCAGGAAAGACUUCAGAAGGCUAGCGAGGAAUACGAGAAGCUUAGGGGAAGCCUGGAAAUCGGCGGGGGCGGUGGCGGGGCCGGUAUUAUCAGCAGGGGAUUGGAAAGCUUUGGGAAUACGCCGAUCAGAAUUUCUGAAGAGGCCUGA